This is a messenger RNA of Theobroma umbraticum, 2535 nucleotides long. It is a transcript of the gene RHM1, whose product is annotated as rhamnose biosynthesis 1. NCBI's taxonomy places the organism in Eukaryota, Viridiplantae, Streptophyta, Magnoliopsida, Malvales, Malvaceae. Gene Ontology annotation, molecular function: dTDP-glucose 4,6-dehydratase activity. The record is from RefSeq and is a predicted model, not a curated record. Gene Ontology annotation, biological process: nucleotide-sugar metabolic process.
UUUCCCUCUCCCUCAAAGCUUCGUUCUCAAAAGCUCCUUGUUUCUCUCUCUCAACACUCUCCACAUAUCUCUCUCUCUCUAGAAUUUGUGUGUUUCUAUUUCUCUAUCUGGAUUUUGAUUGAUUUCUCUUCAUCUCAAUUGGUUUCACUAUGGCUAGUUAUACGCCCAAGAAUAUCCUGAUUACUGGGGCUGCUGGGUUCAUUGCAUCUCAUGUUGCCAAUCGGCUCAUUCGAAACUACCCGGACUACAAGAUUGUUGUGCUUGACAAGCUUGAUUAUUGCUCAAACCUGAAAAACCUGCUUCCCUCUAAGUCCUCUCCAAACUUUAAGUUUGUGAAGGGGGACAUUGGCAGUGCUGACCUUGUUAACUACCUCCUCAUCACUGAGUCUAUUGACACAAUAAUGCACUUUGCAGCCCAAACUCAUGUUGAUAACUCAUUUGGGAAUAGCUUUGAGUUUACGAAGAACAAUAUCUAUGGCACUCAUGUCCUGCUUGAAGCCUGCAAAGUUACUGGCCAGAUCAGGAGGUUCAUCCAUGUGAGCACAGAUGAGGUUUACGGGGAGACAGAUGAGGAUGCUGUUGUAGGAAACCAUGAGGCUUCCCAACUGCUUCCAACAAACCCGUACUCUGCAACAAAAGCUGGAGCUGAAAUGCUUGUUAUGGCAUAUGGUAGGUCAUAUGGGUUACCUGUGAUUACAACCCGUGGAAACAAUGUUUAUGGUCCCAACCAGUUCCCUGAAAAAUUAAUUCCGAAGUUUAUCCUCUUAGCAAUGAGGGGGAAGACUCUUCCAAUUCAUGGGGACGGUUCUAAUGUGAGGAGUUAUUUAUACUGUGAGGAUGUGGCUGAGGCAUUUGAAGUCAUUCUUCACAAGGGUGAAGUUGGUCAUGUUUAUAAUAUUGGAACAAAGAAGGAAAGGAGAGUGAUUGAUGUUGCCAAAGAUAUAUGUAAACUUUUUUCAAUGGAUCCUGAGACAAGCAUCAAGUUUGUUGAAAACAGACCAUUCAAUGACCAGAGGUAUUUUCUCGAUGAUCAGAAACUGAAUAACUUGGGAUGGUCGGAGCGUACCGUAUGGGAAGAGGGGUUGAAGAAAACUAUAGAGUGGUACACUCAAAAUCCUGAUUGGUGGGGUGAUGUGUCUGGUGCACUGCUUCCACACCCAAGGAUGCUGAUGAUGCCUGGUGGUAGACACUUUGAUUCUGAAGAGGGAAAGGGUUCAUCAUUUGUAAAUGGUCCUAAUCAGACCCGAAUGGUGGUUCCAACCUCCAAAAGUAGUGGCUCUCCCCGAAAACCAUCCUUGAAGUUCUUAUUAUAUGGCAGGACGGGCUGGAUUGGAGGCGUACUUGGUCAGUUAUGUGAGAAACAAGGUAUUCCCUUUGAAUAUGGAAGAGGACGCUUGGAAGAUCGUUCAUCGCUUCUGGCAGAUAUCCAAAAUAUAAAGCCAACCCAUGUUUUUAAUGCUGCUGGUGUGACGGGUAGACCCAAUGUUGAUUGGUGUGAAUCUCACAAAACAGAAACAAUUCGCACCAAUGUGGCUGGAACCUUGACCUUAGCAGAUGUUUGCAGAGAGCAUGGGCUUUUGAUGAUGAAUUUUGCUACUGGGUGUAUAUUUGAGUAUGAUGCUGCACAUUUUGAGGGCUCUGGCGUUGGGUUUAAAGAGGAAGACAAACCCAAUUUCACUGGUUCCUUCUAUUCAAAAACCAAGGCUAUGGUUGAAGAGCUGUUGAAAGAAUAUGACAAUGUCUGCACCCUCAGAGUCCGAAUGCCAAUCUCAUCUGACCUAAACAACCCCCGCAACUUCAUCACCAAGAUUUCACGCUACAACAAGGUGGUCAACAUUCCCAACAGCAUGACAAUCUUGGAUGAACUUCUACCUAUUUCUAUUGAGAUGGCAAAGAGGAACUUGAGGGGUAUAUGGAACUUCACAAACCCUGGGGUUGUGAGCCACAAUGAGAUCCUGGAGCUGUACAAAACUUACAUUGAUUCCAACUAUCAGUGGGCAAACUUCACAUUGGAAGAACAAGCCAAGGUGAUAGUUGCCCCUCGAAGCAAUAAUGAGAUGGAUGCAUCCAAGUUGAAGAAUGAGUUCCCUGAGUUGCUACCAAUCAAGGAAUCACUGAUUAAGUAUGUCUUUGAACCCAACAAGAGAACCUGAGCCUAAUAAAGCAGGUUUUCAGCUAUAACCCCAGUAUUGACUUCUGCUUUCUGCAUUUAGUAUUAUGGCCAGGAAUAUCUUUUCAGUUCCAUUCAUUUGUUACUGUUGGCUUCCACCUAUUAAUUUUACGCAAACUAUAAGGUAUUAGGUAUUCCAUCUUUCAUUCCACACUAGCCGGGUCAGAGCUGUAUCUUAGUUUCCUCAGUAUUCGUUCUUUUAAGAAUCAUUUUAGGUACUUUACAAUUUGUGUCAUCUGCAGCCUCCUAGCAGGUGUAUUAUUUUUUGAAUAUCACGGCUUCAACACUCAUGUACUAGUCUUUAAUGGAAGAAAUUGCAUUUAUGUCUUAUGGAAAUGAGUGAAUAAUUCAUGGAUUUGAGUCUU